Molecule: messenger RNA, 4455 nt
Organism: Chlorella variabilis
Lineage: Eukaryota; Viridiplantae; Chlorophyta; Trebouxiophyceae; Chlorellales; Chlorellaceae
Exons: 32
Coding region: 1-4455 (1484 amino acids)
Biological process (GO): regulation of DNA-templated transcription
Molecular function (GO): DNA binding; DNA-binding transcription factor activity; oxidoreductase activity
Source: RefSeq, a predicted model, not a curated record
AUGGCAGGUGGCGAUGAGCUUGAGUACACAAAGGUGCUGAGCGAGUCAUACGUCUCCCGGAAUGCCCCGCUGGGCUUUCCAGCAAGAUUCCACAGGGUGUGGUUCACAGAAACCACCGAUGUGCUUCUGAAGAACGAAGCUGGGGAAGCCUGGGAGGGCCGAGUGACCAAGAAGGCCGCUGACGAGAAGAAGCCGGACUCUUGCAACAUCACCGGCGGGUGGGGCAUCUUUGUCAAAGCAAACGGGCUGCAGGAAGGCGACGAAGUCAAGUUUCAGCACCAGCCUGCCACCAGCUCCAGUAAGGCAGCUAUCCGCAUCACUGUGCUCAGCAGAGGCAACACGAAUGAGGCUGCGGCCAAGCGCCAGGCAGCCAAGCGCCAGGCAGCCCAGCUCGGCAAGCCCGGCCGCAAGCCGGCCUCGCCUGCGGCAGCCCGCACGCCGGGGCGCAAGCGGCCCCGCCAGGAGGCGCGCCCGCCCGAGCACCCCGCUCAGCAGCAGGCGGCGCAGCCGCGGAGGGGCCCUGGCACCGCGGCAGCGGCGGCGGCGGCGUUGGCUGCCAGAGCAGCGGCCGCAGUGGCAGCCGAGCAGCCGCCUACCCUGGCUGCUGGCGAGCGCGAAUACAUCCGGCACAGCCGGCAGCAGCCCGAGCAGCAGCAGCAGCAGCAAGGGGUGGAGGAGGCGGCAGCAUGGCAGGCAGCAGAGCAAGAGGCAGCCGGGCGGGAGCAGCAGGAGGAGGAGGCUGUGCUCCAGGAGGAGCAGCCAGCUGAGCAGCAGGUGAAGUCUCCUUACAGCGGCUGCUACGAUCUCCCGCCUGGCGAGUCAUCUGACGACGCAGCGGAUGCGCCGGCUGCGCCACAGGCAGCAGCGCGGGCGCCAGCAGCGGCAGCUGCGGCUGUUCCAAGCCGCGGCGAAGAGGCGGAGCGUGGGGCCAAGCGGCAGAGGCCCGCCGCUGCUGCCGCUGCUGGCGUGGUGGCGGCUGCGGCCGCUUCUGUGCAGCCUCUGGAGGCGGCUUCACACCAGGCUGAGCGUGACGCCGGCGCCGGCGGCAGCGGCGGCGAGGAGGGCGACCCACGGGAGGGCGGGCUGGCCGCUGGCGCGCCAAAGCUCACGGCCGGAGCGCUUGUGGGGCGCACCGUGCUGCUGCGCUGCCCAGCCGGCCCCGCCCUGCACAGCCGGCGGGAGUGGGUGGCGGGGCGAGUGCUGGAGCCCGUCGGCAGCAGGCCUGGCAUGCUGGUGGUGCAGCUGGUGGGGGCGAACAGCCAGCAGCAGCAACACCAGGAGGGCGAGGAGCAGCAGCAGCAGCAGCAGCAGCAGCAGGAGGAGGGUCAGCCAGCCGCGGCAGCGCCAGCGGGAGGCAUCGAGGAGCUGUCUUUCUUCAACCCGUCUGAUGUGGCUGCGCAGCUGCCGGAGGGGCUAAUCGGCUGGACAGUGAGGAAGCACUUCCCUGGGUUCGGGCCCCGCAAGUGGAUUGGCAAGGUGGAUGGGUUUGUUGCAGAGUGCCAGCUGUACCACAUCACCUAUGAGGAUGGGGAUGGCGAGGAGGCCGAGCUUCAUGAGCUGCUGCCGGUGCUGAGAGGGCCCCAUCGAGCGCAAAACGGUGCCCGGCUGGCGCCGGCUGGCGCGCCCUCCAGGCCAGCCGCCGGCGGCAAGAAACGCGGGCGGCCGCCCAAGCAGGCGCCGCCUGGCGAGCCGCAGGCCGCGGCGGCGGCCGUGGCGGCUGCCGGCCGCGGCCGCAGGGUUGCGGCCGCCGCUGGGGCGGAUGCCGCGGCUGGCGGUGCGGCCUGGGUGCAGGUGGAGGCCACCCCCGUGGCGAUAGCAGAGGCGGAGGAAGGAGGCUUUUAUGCGGCAGGGGGCGCGGGGCACGACCGCCACGUGCUGGCUUUUGACAGGGAGGCUGGCAUGGCUCGCCCGGUGGGCCCCUGGAUCGUCGACCGCCACAAGGGCACUGUUCUGGGCCGCGCCGCUAGGCUGGACAAACGCCACCUGCCCGACCGCCAGCUGCCCGACGGCGGCGAGGAGGGCCGCGCCUACCGGAGCCCCUGCGUGCCCGGCUGGCUGGGGGUCAGUAUUGUGGAGAGCGACGAGGAGCAGGUGUGGCAUCCCGGCUACAAGGGGCAGUACCACCCUGUGUUCUGGGACUCUCACUGCGCCGUCAAGCACAAGGUCCCCAGCGCCUAUACAGAGACGGUCGAAGAAGCGGCGCUCCUGUACGAUCGCAUGGCGCUUUCCUACUUUGGAAGCGGGGCAGAUACCAACUUCCCGCCAACCGAGGAGCUGCUGGCGGAGCUCGGGGGCCAGGAGGAGGGCGCUCGCUCCCAGGUCAUCCCCCUGGCCGCCCGCCUGCUGUUCAUGGAGCAGAGCAUUCCCGACGAGGCGAUCGCCACCGAUGUGUCGCAGGAAGAGUGGGAUGAGUGGGAGUCGUACAUCCAGGACAACCACCUGCUGCGCCGCCCCGCGGCGGACGCCCCGCGCCAGCUGGCCGCCAGGCUCAAGUGGCUGCUGCAGCAGGCGAGCGCGGCGGGGCUCCCGGGGCCUCUUGGUACCCCUUUGGUACACCCCAGCGCCCUGCUGCCGCCGUACCGCGGCGCCGCCAUGCGCCGCUUCAUGGCAGCCUGCGACGCCUGCACAGAGGUGGGAACCAACAAGGACCACUACGCUCCCGAUGCGGCCCACUGCUUUGCCUGCGCCUCCACCGUAAAGAAGGGUGGCGGCGCCUCGUUCCGACACAGCUGCAACAAGCUAUCUGCGCUGAUACGAGAGCUCGAGGUGGCGGUCAUCUCUCAGGACGCUCUCAGUUCUUUCGCGAGCGGCGAGGGCGAGGAGGAGGCUGCUGCGGCGGCGGACGAUGAGCAGCAGGGGCUCGACGCCAAGCUCCGGCUGUGGCGCACAGGGUGCCCCGAUGGCGGCCAGUCAGAUGAUGCCAGGGAGCAGGCAGCGGAUGCGCGGCGGCAGCGGCAGCGCGGCCAGGCCGGCGGCGCCGCCUUGCCGCGGCGCGGGGCGCGGGGCGGCCGCGGCGGCCGCGGCGCCGCCGUGCGGCAGGAGAAGCCCGUCCCGCCAGGCGCGCCUCGGGUCAUCGUCAUCGGCGGCGGCGUGGCGGGCCUGAAGGCGGCGGCAGACCUGCAGCGCUCGGGCGCGCAGGUGACGGUGCUGGAGGCGAGGGACAGGCUGGGAGGCCGCAUCCACACCCACCAGCUGGUGGCGGGGGAAGUGCGGCGGCCGGUGGACCUGGGGGCGACCUUCAUCUGCGGCACCUCCCGCAGGCCACCUGUCAACCCAAUGCUGGAGUUUGCGGUGGAUGUGCUGGGCCUGAGCCUGCGCCCCAAGCGACGCGACGGACCUGCCGCCACCACUCUUUACGACAAGCAAGGGCUGCCCAUCCCCGACGAGCAGCUGGAGGAAGCCGAGGAGAAGUACGCGGAGCUGAUGGAGCAGCUGCUGGACAGGGGCGAGAAGGCGCGGGCAGGCAGCACCGAGACGCUGGCGAAUGCGAUCCGCAGCAUCCUGGAGGACUUGCAGCUGGAGGCCAUGGAGCGGCAGAUCGUUGAGGCGUACCUGGUGGACCUGUACGUCACCACCACCGACCGCAUGAGCCUCAAGGGCAGCGUCAGCUCCGGAUACGACGGCGACCACGAGCUCGUGGUGGGCGGCUUUGGCCAGGAGGAGCCGCUGUGGGCGCACGCUGUGGUCUGCACGCUGCCCCUCGGGUGCCUGCAGAAGCAGACGGUCGCCUUCCAGCCGCCGCUGCCAGCCUACAAGCAGCAGGCGAUCGACGGGCUGGGCAUGGGCACAGAGAACCGGGUGGCGAUGCUGUUUGAGGAGGUGUUCUGGCCGGAGGGGCCACACUUCCUGCGACCCCUGCACGGCCGCUACACCUUCUCAAACCUGCAUGCGCUGGGCGUGGAGAACGUGCUGUGCGCCUGGGUGCGGCCGCAGGACAUCGAUGCGUACGAGGCCAUGAGCGACGGCGAGGUGCUGGCGGAUGUGGAGGCGGCGCUGCGUGAGAUGUUUCCCAACACCUUCCGCAAGCCGAUGGCUCACACCAUCACCCGCUGGCAGCAGGACCCGUACUGCUACGGCGCCUACUCCUUUGUACCGCCUCACGGCCGCAAGGCAUACUACGAAUGGAUGUCGUACCCUGUGAGCGGCGAUGCGGCGGCGGAUGCGAAGGCAGUGGAGCAGCGCGGGCUGCACGUCACGGCGCAGACGCGGCUGUGGUUUGCCGGCGAGGCCUCCUCCAAAGACGACGCCUACACCGCGCACGGCGCCUUUGUCACGGGCCACCACCAGGCGAUCCGCAUCAAGCGCUGGUGGCGGCACCACCACGAGCAGCUGGAGCGGUCGCAGCGGGAGGCGGCGGCGGCGGGGGCGGCGGCGGCGCAGGCGCGGCAGCUGGCCAGCCCGCUUCGGCGGCGGCGGGGGGGCUGCGUGGAGGCGGGCGGCGCCUCCCAGCAGUGA